AUGCGGCCCCGUUGCCGCCACCUGCGGCCCCGUCGCCGCCCCCUGCGGCCCCGUCGCCGCCACCUACGGCCACGCAGCCGCCACCUGCGGCCCCGCCGCCACCUGCGGCCCCGCCGCCACCUGCGGCCCCGUCGCCGUCACCUGCGGCCCCGUCGCCCUCCCCUAGCGGCCCUGUCCCCGCUUAGUUGCCCAGCGACCGAGCCGCCGAGCAACCCAGCAGCCGAGCCGCCCACCUGCCAAGCAACCGAGCCACCCAGCAGCCGAGCCGCCCAGCAGCCGAGCCGCCGAGCAGCCGAGCCGCCCAGCAGCCGAGCUGCCCAGCAACUGAGCCGCCGAGCCGCCGAGCAGUCGAGCCGCCCUGCCGCCGAGCCGCCCAGCAGCCGAGCCGCCCAGCAGCCAAGCCGCCGUGCCGCCGAGUCGCCGAGCCGUCGAGCCGCCCAGCAGCAGAGCCGCCCUGCCGCCAAGCUGCCGAGCUGCCCUACUGUCGAGCCGCUGCUGUUCCUACCGGUGCUCCCCGGCCCUCCUUCCUCGGACUGGGACCACUUCCUCUCAGUUUGCCCCACCACUCUCACCGUUGACCUCGUCGAGAAGGGCCUCCUAGCAGCAGAGAAGAGCAUAGUCGCUGUAGGAGCCUCUCGCGGUGACCCACGCACCCCCGUCUUUGAGGGGUGUUCCCCCUCCCCCCUCUUGCCCUCUAUUGCUUCUCCUGCUGCGGCCGACCUCGUUGGUUUCGAUUCGGUCGGCGCUGCGUCUGCCCCUAGCGGGAGACGCCGCACCGGCAAGGGCAAGGGGGGCAAGGGCGCUGGAGGGGCUGGUGGGGGCGGUGGAGGUGGUGGUGGAGGAAGUGGAGGGGGUGGGGGUGGUGGUGGGAGUGGUGGCGGGGGUGGCGGCGGCGGCGGCAGCAGUGGAGGCGGAGUAGGCGGCGGUGGUGGCGGAGGGAGCGGAGGCGGCAGAGGUGGCGGAGGAGGCGGAGGUGGAGGAGGCGGCGGAGGCGGCGGCGGCGGCGGGGGCAAUGGUGGAGCGGGUCGCAACUCUGCACAGAGGAGUGGCUCAGGUGGUGGUCCGCGCCAGCCGCAGCGGAGUGGUGUGACCCUGUCCCCUCAGCAGCUUCGUGAGUGGGCGGGAGUUGCCAUCUUUGAUCUUGACUAUGAUGCUAUUCUUGCUGCCAUGUAUUCUGUGACUACUAGUGUUGAGGGUGACUGUUACCUGUGUGUACCGCCAAACCCGAGCAUUGAGGCCACUGCUCUAGGUGCUGGUGAGGCUGCUGCUCUAGGUGCUAGUGCGUGUGCUACCCCAGGUGCUAGUGCGUCUGCUGCCCCAGGUGCUAGUGAGUCUGCUCUCUAA
This is a messenger RNA of Closterium sp. NIES-65, 1344 nucleotides long. The record is from the annotation of a GenBank genome assembly. NCBI's taxonomy places the organism in Eukaryota, Viridiplantae, Streptophyta, Zygnematophyceae, Desmidiales, Closteriaceae.